GAGAAGCAGGCAAGGAGCGGGCUGAUUGACAUCCCAGAAGAAUGUCUAAGGCAGGUGUGAAGUGCGUCACGACUCCUUGCGUCACCUCAUGCCCAGAUGCGAAAGUGGUGAUCCACCCCCCGUCCCUUAAGCUCACUCUACCAGGACUGAUCCUCGCCACGUCACCUGGUAAAACCCUCGUGGAAACGGAGACUGCAUGCAUCACCAACGGGUCUGAUGGAUGCUCCACGGCACUUGUAACCAAGUCUUCUGGACCACGAGCUCUUUGUGGCUCCACUCCAUGUUGCAUAUCAACUACGCCUGACUCUCAAAUGGUGAUAAAGCCACCACCUGUAUGCAUUACAAUCCCUGGUCCCGUUCUCACCAGUUUCCCAAACGAAUGCCUCAUAGCAACCUCGCAACCCUGCAUCCCCGCUGGCUCCAAAUCACCUGCUAUCACUCGUUCGACAUCUGUUAGCGAUGGGGCCAUGGUCUCAACUCCUCUGUCUCGCUCCUCCUCUGUCCCAUGUGGGCUUGAUAGAGCAUCAGCGUGCGUGGCGCAAGGCCCAAGUUCCAGUGUGGUGAUAUACCCUCCCCCAAUCGAACUUAUCAUUCCGGGACCUCUUCUUGAAAUUGCAGCCGAGGAGUGUGCCGUGGAAGUCCACAAUCCAUGUGAAACCAUAGGUUCCAUCACCAACGGGGAGCAGAGUGAAGUGAAGGCCCUGACGGCGCGUGCAAACUCCACUGAAGUGUGUGGGGCAUUGGGUGCUUCUCCAUGCGUUUCCCAGGGCCCAGAGAUGAAGAUAACCAUACAGCCCCCUCCAAUCAAAGUGGAGCUUCCCGGACCAAUUCUUCAAGUCUUCCCUGAAGAAUGCAAAGUAGAAACGUUGAGCCCUUGCGCUCCUGAGAAUCCAGCAUUGGAUGAAUUUUCCCAUCCAGCCCUUACCAACGGGGACACUUCACUGUGCACCGGAAAACGUCCUCUGCCUGACAUCAGAAGACCCCCACGCCCUUGGGCAGAGAUGUAUAGUCGAUCCGUGACUCCACGAAGCCUUACCGCAUGCCCGCAACCGAUCACAAAGCACCGCAACUCCUUCAGCUCCGCAAGCUGCUAUUGAAUUUCAACUGAACGUGGAACAGCAGGGAAC
This is a messenger RNA of Heteronotia binoei (common prickly gecko), 1127 nucleotides long. RefSeq lists its product as uncharacterized. Gene Ontology annotation, cellular component: intermediate filament. The transcript is spliced from 2 exons. Lineage: Eukaryota; Metazoa; Chordata; Lepidosauria; Squamata; Gekkonidae. The record is from RefSeq and is a predicted model, not a curated record. Bases 42 to 1097 code for a protein of 351 amino acids. Gene Ontology annotation, molecular function: structural constituent of cytoskeleton.